AUGGACGAACAGUGUGCACUGAUUGAUAAGCGAUCUGCGAUAUUAUCGCAUCGUAACACGUCAGAUGAUGGCGUGAUAAAUGCACCUGCUGACGAGAGACGUGAAGAAUCUCCGCCCAAGGCUGGUCCCUCCCGGGACAAGGGCAAGGGUGUGGAUCCCCAGAACUGGGGAGCUACAGACCUGCAGCAGGACAAGCUCAAUGUGGAUGCUCAAUGUGCCGCGUUUGUGAGCUGGUCAGAGGCUAAACAACUGAGUAUGCAGCCUAGUGUAGACACCAAUGAUGAAGGUGAUAAUGAUGACAUACCUCCAUUACAACCCGUUGAGGAUGAUGCCAACAACAAGAAUGAGUCCGAUGAUGGCACACGUCAUUACUACACACCUAUGAUAGCGCAGGAGCGCAUCAGUGCCAUGACCAGUGCCAUGAGGGGUAGAGUUGCUCACCUGAAGUCCCUGCGGGCACAGAAGGCGGCAGCCAACCCUGGUGUCAAGUUCACUUCAAGCAUUCCGACCAAUGCUCCAGCCGCGCCAGCCACCUUGUUGAGUGAGAAGAUGGCUGCUCCGCGGAAGCGUGAAGCCGUUGCGAAAGCGACGGCCGAGUUCUCCAUGAAGGAAGACAAGAAACCUAAGAAAAAGAAGAAGUCAGCUUUGAACAAGAACAAUGAUGAGUUUGCACAGUCAAAGGAACUAGCUGCGAAUGAUCCCAUCCGAAGGCUUAUUGAAGACACAAUUGUGAGCAUUCAACGUGACCACCAGCAUGCUGAAAAGAAGAGGCACAAGGCAGCUAAGCAGGCUGUCGAGCAGCUGAAUCCCACCAGCUACCUUGGUGUAGCAUUUCGCCAGCUGAGACAUGCUGCAAAGACACUGCAGACUGGUACAACCCCACUGGUGUCACCUAUGACGGCCGGGAGAAGCAGACAAGGAGGGUCGCCUAGUGACAGCUCCUCAUCGUCGAGCGACAGCUCGUCCUCUUCAGAUGACCAUGGACGCAAGGGACGGCCUCAGAAGGAGUGCAAAUGCAAGAAAAAACAUCGUCACAAGGACAUGAAAAAACGGGAAGUCAAGGUUGACAGUUCCCACAGUCUCAUUAAACCCAUCCCGCCGGAGGACUAUAACGGUGAGGUAGACAUGAUGGUGUAUCACCGGUUCAUGAUGGAAGCGACAGAAUAUGUGACUGAAGGGCGCAUUCCUGCUCGCAGGCAGGUGGCCUUGGUGGGCCAUUACCUAGAAGGCAGGGCUCGUAAAUUCUACGCGAACCGAGUGGCCAUUGCGCCUCACAAAUGGACGCUCAGUCGGUUCUUUACGGAGCUGUUCAGCUUCAUCUUCCCUCGCAAUUUUAAGCUACAAAUGCGCGAGGAUCUGAAACGCUUCAAACAAAAGCAGCUUUUGGUGAAAGAUGUGCUGUACAAACUCACCGGGUUAUGGAACAUUGUGGGUGAAACCGAUGAGCGGAACAAGGUCCUGAAGUUCUGGACCUGCCUCAACUAUGAACUCCAGGAGGAUCUUUGGAAGAAGGGACUCCAUCCUGAGGUUGUCGAGCUUGAUGAUGCAGUGCAAGCUGCUGAAAACAUUGAGAUCACCCUGAACGUGAGAGACCGUCAGUCUCGGGAACGCCCAUCAAGAAAACACCGCCGCAAGCACCCCCGCAAACGCAAUGCAAAUUCAAGCAAUGCAGACUCGGGCCGCCCAAGUAGCUCUAAUCAACCCCGCGUCAAACCUACAAGAAGCACAACACAAUACCGACGCAAUGACUAUCAGAACCGCCCGUCAGACAAAGGGCAGGUAAAGCAGAAGCAGCCGAGAAGCGAUGGUAAUCGCAAUGUGGGUGACAACCCAGGAUCAUGCCACAACUGUGGCAAGGACGGGCAUUUGAAGCGAAACUGCCCGGACGCUAAGAAGUUUCAGUUGUCCAGGCCAGGCAGACCACCUGGGGUGAGCAGCAAUGCGAUGGUUGUUGAUUACGGUGACCCCGAUGUGGUACGAACCUUGGUGGAAGGACCAACUGGCAAUGACAAAGCAAACAUAUUGUCAAUGAUGCUGGUGCAAGUGCCGCGCGACGACCGUGACGAGCCCGAGUGCUUUGACAUUGAGGACCUGCUACUGACAUGGGCUAUGGAGGUCCUGUUGGGGUAUUUGUAUCUGGAUGAUGAUGUCAACAAUCUGGUGACAUACACAAUGGAUCACUUUGAGUUAGUACCACUGGGCGAUGACUAUCAUGAGUACUUUGUCCAUGACCACUGUCAUCCCAAUAUACAGGGUUGGGACGUACCUAUUGUACACCAUGAUUCACUGCUAGAUCCAGGAUUCCAGCCCGACCGCUGGUACUGGAAGGAUUCGAUAGACUACGGUGGACCACCUCAUUUUUGGGUGGAGUACAAUCCCCUUGAUGGACUGUAUGUUGUGCGUGACGAAUGUCUGAACUUUACCGUUAAACUCAGCGAGGACCUGGUUCGGCGACCACAGUUUGACAUGCUGAACUGGUACAAAAAGUGUUUGAGACGCUUGACUGAGGAACUGUUGAAUCACAUGUAUGAAGCACGUGACAUGGAGAUUAACAUAUUGCGCUUACUGGACUGUGGCGCGCUAUCUGCAAUGGACAGCGCUCUUGAAGAUGUCACACAUCUAUUGCACACAAGCAGCCCAGCGAUCAACUUUGACGAUUCAGAUGAUGACUACAUCCACGUCACAGAGAUCAACAGCGUGAGCGUCGAGCCAGGAAAGUACCCCACACUCGAAUGUAACACAGGGCAGCCAAAGGACUUCCGGCGCCACAUCCCCAGUCCAAUAGUUGUGGUCGUACAUAUUGACGGCAUGCCGGCAUGCGUGCUGAUUGACUUGGGAUCACUAGCAGAUUUCAUGUCGCUGAACUUCGCAGAUCAGCUUAAGCGUAAAAAGGAUGUGUUGGAAAAGCCACUCACUGUACAACUAGCAGCUCAGGGCUCGCAAACAAAAGGCGUGAAGUACGACCGCCGGUUUGAUAUCAUGAACUUACAAAAUUACGACUUGAUAUUGGGGACGCCUUUCCUAUAUCAACACAAAAUGACCAUUGCAUUCAAUGAUGUGAAGGGUGUGGCUGUUGUUGAAUCCAAAGGGACGUCCCUAGUUUGGGAUAAGAAUGAAAAGGCCUGCCAGUAUUUGAAGAAGCUGGCGGCACCUCUGUGUGCUAAGGCCGGGGUGACAGACUUGUCACCGCUGCGUGCAAUUAAUCAUCAAAUACCUUUGAUUGAUGAGAAGAAAAUCUACCCGUGGCACCGGGCACGGUGCCCGGAGCCACUGCUUCGCCCACCAGUGGCAGAUGAUUAG
This is a messenger RNA of Coniophora puteana RWD-64-598 SS2, 3300 nucleotides long. RefSeq lists its product as uncharacterized. Gene Ontology annotation, molecular function: nucleic acid binding; zinc ion binding. NCBI's taxonomy places the organism in Eukaryota, Fungi, Basidiomycota, Agaricomycetes, Boletales, Coniophoraceae. The record is from RefSeq and is a predicted model, not a curated record. The coding region runs from base 1 to 3300 and encodes 1099 amino acids. The transcript has 6 exons.